AUGUCCCCAAACCGCAACGCUCGCACUUCUCGCAAAGGAGAGAUCCCGCGCAAUUUCAUCCGCAAUUGGCACAGCUCAGGAUCUCGUGGUGCAACUCCGUUGGUUCGCCGACCGAUCACUGCCUGCCAGGGCUGCCGUGCAGCCAAGGUCAAGUGCGACGGGCGGCAAGAAUGCAACCGUUGCACCAACCGCGGCAUCGUCUGUAGAUAUGUAAAUACCGAGCCCGCCGAACCCUUUCAACGAAGCGGCCGUCAACCCUCAACGGAUGCUGUGGCACCACAAACCGACCCCAAGACAGUGUCACCUAAGACGACAUCACUUAACUUUGAAGCCAUGGACGCAACAGACCACUCCCCCUUAGACACAAUGACCUACCCGCCUAUGCUCGACAUCAUGACCGGCUGGACAUCCGACACAAUUCCACCGUCAUUCGAUGACUUUGACUGGCAAGCAAUAGAUCCUAGUCUAAAUACCACUUCAUCUGAGCUGGACACCAUCUUUCACUCCCCGCUCGUUUCCCCGCCGUUAGAUCUGGAUUUGUCAUAUGCCGCAUCUUCGUUUGAAGUAGGCAGCAACAGUGCGAGUACGACCACGACGGCAGUCUCUUCCUCUAUGAGCACUACUACUGCUACGAAUAUCACCAAGGCCACAAGUGUCACAAGCACCGCCAGCGCCUCGUCAUUUAGUCCAAGUCAGCUUUUCACGUCGCCCAACUGCGCGUGCCGGGAAGGAUUGGCAGCUCUCGUUCCCAGGCUCAAAAGCGCCAUUCGGGAGAAGCAGCUCGACGAAGUCAUCAAAGUCACCGGGGAUGUAAUGAGGGGUUGCCAGGAGAUUGUCGACUGCGCCGCCUGUCAGCUCACCUGCACAGACCUGAUCUGCAUGAUGUCGGUAUUCCAGCAGACAGAUUCAUGUUUUGACCACAUCUCCAGAGCCGAAUUAGACGGCUCCAUCAAGUUGAAUUUUGGCGGGCAGGAGAUUCUUAUCAACGACCCGAAUCUGAGAGCCAUGCUCGUCAUGGACCUCGUACAACACGCCACAAUGGUAUUGGACGCCAUCAGCACCAAGGGCCAGACGAUGCUACGAGCGCUGGGAACGCCAUCGCUUCUCGCAAGGGCUAACAUCGGUUAUCUGGAGACAGUGAUUGGUGAUUUCAGGAAACUUCUUCGUACGGUUGCUGACCAAGCAAAUUCCCCUGGAUUCUCGCCGAGGAGUCCGUCGCGGACGCUGGAAUCGGUCAGUCGCUAG
Podospora pseudopauciseta is the source of this 1245-nucleotide messenger RNA. RefSeq lists its product as uncharacterized. The transcript is spliced from 2 exons. The record is from RefSeq and is a predicted model, not a curated record. Gene Ontology annotation, biological process: regulation of DNA-templated transcription. NCBI's taxonomy places the organism in Eukaryota, Fungi, Ascomycota, Sordariomycetes, Sordariales, Podosporaceae. Gene Ontology annotation, molecular function: DNA-binding transcription factor activity, RNA polymerase II-specific; zinc ion binding. Bases 1 to 1245 code for a protein of 414 amino acids.